AUGGAGGCAGUGUGUGUGAAGCUGGAGGGUUCCACCAACGGACAUGGCGAUGGCGGGAACAGUGGGCGUGGCCGAGAAGGAAGUAGAAAGCUGCCUGGGCAUAGCAGGUGCCUGUGCAUGGUUCCAUGGUGCCAGUCCAAGUCGAGGAAGAGAAGGUUUGCUGAUUGGAAGGUUGUGGUGGAUUUCACAGCUUCAUGGUGCGGACCAUGCCGUUUCAUCACCCCAAUUCUGGUAGAGAUGGCCAAGAAGAUGCCUCAUCUCAUAUUCCUCAAGGUGGAUGUCGAUGAAUUGAAGUCUGUUGCUGAGGAUUGGGCCAUCGAGGCAAUGCCAACUUUUGUGUUUGUUAAAGAAGGAAAAAUUGUGGACCGUGUUGUGGGUGCGAAGAAAGAUGAACUGCAGAACACAAUAGCAAAGCACGAUACUCCUGUUGCUGUUGCUUCUACCGCUGCUGCUUGACUCACGUUUGGAGGAUAUACGAACCUCACUACCUUUCCUAAGUCAUGUUUAUGAACUAUGCUUUAUUUAUAAAUAGAUCUUCUAGCCCCAUCUUAAACUUUGAAUGCGUGUAUAUUACCAGUUGUUUGUGCUACUUCAUCUUGAUGUUGAUUUAUGAUGCCUAUGAGGUUUUGUUGGAAUAAUUGUAUUCUUCU
This is a messenger RNA of Camellia sinensis, 650 nucleotides long. Lineage: Eukaryota; Viridiplantae; Streptophyta; Magnoliopsida; Ericales; Theaceae. The record is from RefSeq and is a predicted model, not a curated record.